This is a messenger RNA of Strongyloides ratti, 3417 nucleotides long. RefSeq names its product Membrane-associated protein Hem. NCBI's taxonomy places the organism in Eukaryota, Metazoa, Nematoda, Chromadorea, Rhabditida, Strongyloididae. The record is from RefSeq and is a predicted model, not a curated record. Bases 1 to 3417 code for a protein of 1138 amino acids. Gene Ontology annotation, biological process: cell projection assembly; cell morphogenesis; cortical actin cytoskeleton organization. The transcript is spliced from 2 exons. Gene Ontology annotation, cellular component: SCAR complex.
AUGGCAAAUAUAUCUCCAUUAAAGUUUGCUGAAAAACUAACUAUUUUAAAUGAUCGAACUAUUGGUUUACUAACACGUUUAUAUAAUAUAAAGAAAGCAUGUUUUGAUCCAAAAUUAAGGCCAAAAUUUUUGUAUGAAAAAGCAAUUGAGGGUGCAGUUAAAUUGUUACUAAAAAAAUUUCCACAAAGUGAUUUAAAAAAUAACCAGAGUGUAUUUGAUACUGUAAGAAAACAAAAAAUGGAAAUUAUGAAAUCAUUGUCUCUAUAUUAUUCUACAUUUGUUGAUGUUCUAGAUUUAAAAGAUCACAUUAUGGAACUUUUAACAAAAAUGAAUAUGGUUUGUAGAAAUUUUGACUUAACAUUAAAUUUUGAAUUAACAAAAACAUAUUUGGAUCUUGUAACUAAUUAUUGUUCUCUUAUGAUAUUAAUGUCACGAAUAGAUGAUAAAAAAGCUGUCUUAUCAAUGUAUAAUUUAUGUCAUGAGAUGAUAAAUAAUUGUAAUGAGUCUUCUUUUCCUAGAAUGGGACAGAUGAUUGUUGAUUUUGAGAAUCCAUAUAAAAAAUUAAAUGAAGAUUUAACUCCUAUUAAUCGUUUAAUUUAUUCUGGAUUAAUCUCUUUAUCAAAAAUAUAUCUUCAUAGAAAUAUACAUGCAGAUGUUUGGAGGGGUGCUCAGAUGUUAUCUUUAACUACAAAUUCUUCACAAAUGUUAUACCUUGCACAAACUGAAACAAUAAAUUGUGAAUUUUUAUCAAUUGAUACAAUGGAACGUUGGAUUGUUUUUCUAACUAUAGCUUGUCAUGGAGUUUUAUUAAAUGAUCCUAUUAUUGUUGGUAUGUGGCAACGAACACUUCAAACAUCUCUUGUAGUUCCAUUAUUUAGAGAUGAAGUUUUAAAUUUACAUAAUGUUUUUAUUGAAUGUUUUGAAGGAACAAAAGGUUCAUCAAAAAAAAUAAGUGAAGUUAAAGAAAAUUAUAAUAUUGCAAUACAAACUAGUAACUCAAUUCAUUUAGAAAGGAGACGUUUCUUAAGAGAAGCAUUAAAAGAUUUAACAUUAUUAUACGAUGAUCAACCGGGAAUUCUUGGACCUAAAAUAUUAUUUGUUUUAAUAGGUUUAUGUUUUGCUCGUGAUGAAAUUAACUGGUAUGUAAGACAUUUUAAAGAGUGGCCUCAAAAUACAAAAAAACAAAAAUCUCAAAGUUUUGUAGUUGAUCGUCAAAUAUCAGAAUUAAUAUAUUAUACUUUAAAACUAAGAACAAUUGUUGAAAAGUAUGAUCGUAUUGUUUCAAAUUAUUAUUUUAAAUAUUUAAAAAGUUAUGAUGCAUUUGUAAUGCAAGAAUGUAUUCCAGAAAUUGGAAAUCGGUUGGCAAAAGAUGAUGAAGUAAGAUUACUUUCUAUUCAUGCAUCAAUGCAAGAAAAUAUAAAACCAACCUUUGAAACUUAUCAAGAUGUGAAAUUUGAUUGGUUUAGAAUACAAGCAAAUACAUCAGUUGAAAAAUAUGGUAUAAAUUUGGAAGAUUAUAGAAAAUUAUGUAUAUUAUUGAAUACAUCUUGUUGGCAUUUUGAAUUAAUUGGUAACUUAAAACAAUUACUAAUGAAAUGUUCAAGUUUGGAUAUUUAUGCAUUUUAUCAAGAACAAUUAAAAGAACAAUUUGAUGAAGCUAGAAAUAGUCAUUAUUUUUCACGUUAUGCUAUAUCAUUUGCCAAACUUACUGGUGAUUUUGAAUGCCUUUUACAUGAAAUGUGCCCUGAAGAACAUGAUACUCUUAUUGAUAGAGCAAUAAGACAUUCAACAUCUUUUCUAGAAGAUAUUGGAAAAAGGUUAUGUACUAUUAGUUUAUCAAUGAUAAGUGAAGAAUAUGAUUUAAUAAAUCAAGCAUCUGCAACAAGAUGUGCUGAAUUAAUAGAUAUAACUAAUAGAGCUCAAAUUGGAAAAGGUAAUAGAGUUCCUGAAAUUGUUCCUAUGCCUGGUCAUGAAAGUGUUAGAAUUUCAAGAGAUCAAUUAUCAUACAUGGAUAAACAACUUAGUAUUUUGACAGAUCUUAUUAAUGCUGUAACUUCAUGGGAUAGUUUUCAAGUAUUUGAUUCAAUUCUUGUUCCAAAGGAUUAUGUUCUACGUUAUUAUGAUAAAAGUUUAAUCACAAUUUUUAGUUUAAAAUUUUUUGUGGAUCAAGAAAAAAAAAUUAUCAGUCGACCAUCUGAUUUAUUGAAAUUUAUUAAUUCAGAAUUAACUGUAUUACAUUAUGUUGAAAGAUGUUUAGGAAUUGAUCUUCAAAGAUUAUUUACUUCUGUUUUAAAUCAAGAAAGUUUAACUAUUGAUGUUUAUAACAAUGAAACAUUUACCUCAUUAUAUAUAAAAUUUUAUGUGUCUUCUAUUUUAAAGAAAGCCUCUACUGGAAAUGUUCAUUUUUCAACUAUAACAUCAACAUUUAGUAGUACACCUGAUUAUGAAGGUCCACCACCAGAACAUUAUACAGAUCCAAGUGAAUUAAUGUCUCUUGCUACUUUAAUUGGACCAUUUGGUAUUAAAAAUAUGUGUGAUCAUAUAAUGUGGCAGUGUGCUGCACAAAUUAUGGAAUUAUUACGAUUAACCGUUCAAAAUAAACAAAUUUUAUCUGAGGCAAGACGUGUCUAUACACAUCCUGGUAAAAUGAAAGAAGUUAUUGAAAAACUUGGUGAUCACGAUACAGAGAUGAAAAAAAAGACUCAACAACUUCAAGCCAAUCAAACAAUACAUUUAUUUACAAAUCGACUUACAAUUGUUGGUAUUUUAAUGUCAUUUAAAAAAAUGUUACUUUCUGCUUCAAAGAUUGUCUUUAGAAAACGUUUAAAGUUUCUUUAUAGUUGUGGUGAGAAUAUUUUGAAUGAAUUUAGUGAUGAGGCUAAAGUUAAAGCACAUGAAUUAUUUUCAACAUUAGUAGUUGAAGAAAAUGAUUUUUCUAUUUUAGUUAACAUGAUUGAACAAGACUAUGAAUCUUUAAAUGUUAAAGAUGGAAAUGAAUUUCAUUUGAUUUGUUCACUUUUAAUGGUAUUUGCUGCUAUAACAUUACCAAAAUUGUCAUCUCAAAAUCAAUCAAUGUUAAAAGUUUCAACACAUUCUACAUCAAAUAAUAUUAAUGCAAUUCCAGUUGCAUUAGAUACCAUAAGUAAUGUAUUAUUUGCAAUUUGUGGUAGAUUAGAUUGUGGUGAUAGAAUGAAAGAAUUUUUAAAAAUUAUUUCAUGUGGAUUAUUACAAAUUGUUGGAAGUUCGGCAUCCGAAUACUCUCCAAAUUUAAGAUCAAUAAAUGUUUUGUUAGAAGAUAUUGUUUGUGAAUCUAAAUGGAUAACAUUUGAUGAUUUACAAGAAGUGUUCCCACAUAAUCUUAUUUCAUCCAGCUAUACAAGUUGUUUUAUCAAUGAAAAAAGUUCUAUUAACUUUUAA